This is a messenger RNA of Danio rerio (zebrafish), 1551 nucleotides long. RefSeq names its product transmembrane protein 127 (gene tmem127). Gene Ontology annotation, cellular component: plasma membrane. Gene Ontology annotation, biological process: negative regulation of cell population proliferation; negative regulation of TOR signaling. The record is from RefSeq and is marked provisional. Lineage: Eukaryota; Metazoa; Chordata; Actinopteri; Cypriniformes; Danionidae.
AGAAGCUCUUCGUCUGCUGGAGGAAGCGGACGAACUAUUGUUUACGUUUUCUCACUGGAAAUCAACAAUAAAACACGCGAAAAUGUCUAAUAAAUAGCGGCGAUCGGCGGGAUCUUUCAUAACUGAACACAUAAUACAUUUGUUUCAGUGAGUUAUUUUGUAUUUCAGUGGCUUUUGAGAGGGGUUUAAGGGAUUUUGUGUGUGUUUUGAAGGUGUGAGGCCAGCUCAUGUCAUAAAUGAUCGAAUCUGAUUAAAAUCGGACAGAGGAGCUUCGGUCACAACAAACAGCUGAGAUCAAACCCUACUUUUUCUCCACUUUAUUUGAGUUUUAGUAAUUUGAUAAAGAGUUUUGAGUGGGUCUGAGAGCAUGUACGCACCACCUGGAAAUGCUGUUCCUGCUAACCGGAGGAGGAGAGGUGGCACAGCUCUGCCCAAACAGCCGGAGAGGAGUCUGGCGUCUGCUUUGCCCGGGGCCCUCUCCAUUACGGCCCUCUGUACAGCCCUGGCAGAACCAGCCUGGCUCCGCGUCCACGGAGGAACGUGCCCUAGACAGGAGCUCGGUGUUGCAGACGUCCUGGGAUAUAUAGAUGACAAACUCAUAGAUGAAUUCUGCAUUAACUCUCAGUCCAUCCUGCUCCUGCGGGUCAUUGCUGCUUUCUGUUUCUUGGGCAUUCUGUGCAGCCUGACGGCAUUUCUGUUGGACGUCUUUGGACCCAAACACCCAGCCCUCAAGAUCACACGCAGAUACGCUUUCGCUCACAUUCUCACAGUGCUUCAGUGUGCUACAGUGAUCGGCUUCUGCUACUGGGCUUCAGAACUGAUUCUGUCCCUCCAGCAGCAGCACAAGAAGUACCACGGCUCGCUCAUCUACGUCACUUUCGCCAUCAGCUUCUACCUGGUGGCUGGUGCAGGUGGAGCCUCGAUUUUAGCCACAGCAGCAAACUUGCUCCGCCAUUACCCCACAGAGGAGGAGGAGCAGGCGCUGGAGCUGCUCUCAGAGAUGGAGGAGAGCAGCGAAACAUACCCUGCCGACUACGACAUUGCCAAUCAAUUCCAGCCUCCUCCGGCUUACACACCCUGAGCGCCAAAUGUGUCGCCUGUGUUUUUUCCGCCCAACGCCACUCCUGUCUUCUGGUGCCACCUUCGGCCUUCAGACAAAGAAAUGACGUUCUGAUUUUAGGUGCCCCAUUAAAAACGAAUAUACAGUUGAAGUUGAAAUUCUUAGCCCUCCUGUGACUUUAUUUUUUUUUCCAACUAAUGUUUAACGGAGCAAGAAUUUUUUGACAGCAUUUCCUAUAAUAUUUUUUAUGGAGAAAGUCAGAUUUGUUUAAAUUUGGUUCAAAUAAAAGCAGUUUUAAUUUUUUAAAAACAUUUUAAGGUCAAUAUUAUUAGCCCCCUUAAGCACGACCUAUUUUCGAUUGUCUAAAAAACAAAUCACCAUUAUACAAUGACUUGCCUAAUUACCCUAACCUGCCUAAUUAAGCUUUAUAAUUGCACUAAGCUGAAUACUAGUGAAACGGAGGCCAGCUAGCGAAGUGCUGUGCAGGUAAA